This is a messenger RNA of Schizosaccharomyces cryophilus OY26, 1588 nucleotides long. RefSeq names its product WD repeat protein. The record is from RefSeq and is a predicted model, not a curated record. NCBI's taxonomy places the organism in Eukaryota, Fungi, Ascomycota, Schizosaccharomycetes, Schizosaccharomycetales, Schizosaccharomycetaceae. Gene Ontology annotation, molecular function: protein binding; chromatin binding. Gene Ontology annotation, cellular component: Set1C/COMPASS complex. The coding region runs from base 104 to 1120 and encodes 338 amino acids. The transcript has a single exon.
CCAAGUUGUAAUGGUCUUCGUUUAAACGAAACUGAGGUUACACAGUUCGUACGUAAACAAACAAACGCGUCGUGUUUUUCUUUAGUUCAUAAACAUAUAUGGCAUGGACGUGAACUUGCUUUCUACUCUUAAGCCAGCACAUUCAUUUCGCGAUAACUCCAUUGGAUCCGUGUUAAGCAGUAUAGAUUUUGAUGACAGAGGAGAGUAUUUAGCAGCAGCAUGUUCUGCAGACGGAGCAGUUCAGAUUUAUGAUGCUCUGAAUCCAAAGUUGAUCAAAACAGUCUUUUGCCCAGAGAUGGGACUGGAAAUUGCACGGUUUACUCAUCAUUCCAAAAACUUGCUUUUGUCUACGAAAAAAACAAACAACAAUCUUUAUUAUUAUUCGACAUUUGAUGACAAGCUUAUCUCAACUUUUCCAGGCCACUCCGACCGUGUUACGAACUUGGAAGUGUCUCCAAUAGAAGAUCAAUUUGUGAGUACAAGUUAUGAUAAUACUCUAAAACUAUGGGACAUCCAUCGUACGCCUCGUUGUUUGGGAUCGUUGGACUUGCCUUCGGCUGGCUUGCCUGCAUACGAUCCUACAGGACUUGUUUUUGCCGUAGCUUGCCAUUCCUUAUCUCGUAUUUUUCUAUAUGAUGCUCGAAAAUAUGACACAGAACCCUUUUCUACGUUUUCUAUUAAUGACUCUAGGUACCUAUCUCGAUUUUCUUUCCCUCCUUUGAUGCCCGAAUGGAGGCAUAUGGAGUUUUCCAAUGAUGGCAAGUUCAUUCUUUUGUCCACCCGAGCAAAUGUACAUUAUGUGUUGGAUGCAUUUUCUGGAGAAAUUGUUUCGAGACUCGAUGGUUUUCAAGAUGUUCCUUCUUCCGACGCUUCUUUGGGUAGUUCCGUAACCUUUGCGCCUCAAGCGCCCUUUAUCAUCGGGGCUGCUAACGAUAAAACUCUUAACAUUUGGAAUCUCAAACAUCCUUCUCACCAUAAGGGUAAGUCCAAUCCACCAGAACGUCAAAUCGUCGCCCAAUCCCUCAUCAAACCUUUCCUUGCCAAACAUAAUCCCCGUUAUCAUCAAUUCAUUACUGGCGGUUCACAAUUAGUUUUCUGGCUUCCUGAAGAUUUUGAUUAAGUCUUUUACAAUAAUUGGUCAAUCAACAAUUCCUUUUUUUUUUUUUUUUUUUUUUUCAACCUACCUAUCCUACAUUCAUGAACCGAAAAAGUCGUUUAGGGGUUGUUUCAUUGAGGGUUGGUUUUCCAAUUUACGUGGUUCACGACUCUUUCUCUUUCAUGUUCUUUGCAUAUAUGGUGCUCAAUCAUGCUAAUAUUCAAAAUUUAUCUAUAAUUACUUUGACAAUAGACAAAGCAUCUGGAUUGAUUGUGAUACCUUCAAACUUCAGCUUGUGAUAACUCCCUGGUUUUACUCUUUUUUAUCGUUUUGGUCUAUAGAAACUGGCUAUAUCUUUCAGUAGCUUGUCCAUUAUAGAAUCUGUAUAGACGCGUCUGUAAUUUCCAAGUCUUCAUCCUUUUCAUAAACCUAUUUUUGUAGACUUUAAAUAUUUUUAUUAUAAUUUUUAUUUAAUAAACUCCAUAGAAACAC